Lolium rigidum is the source of this 776-nucleotide messenger RNA. RefSeq names its product glycine-rich cell wall structural protein-like. The record is from RefSeq and is a predicted model, not a curated record. The transcript is spliced from 2 exons. Lineage: Eukaryota; Viridiplantae; Streptophyta; Magnoliopsida; Poales; Poaceae. The coding region runs from base 35 to 559 and encodes 174 amino acids.
AUGUCAAGCGCUAUAGGUACCUUAGCGGCGCACAAUGGAAGGAGGAAGAGACAAGCAUGAGGAGAAAGACAAGCACGAUGAGAAAGAUAGGGGGCUGUUCUCGAACAUGAUGCAUGGUGGUGGUGGUUAUGGGUACCCACCUCAGGGAUAUGGAUAUCCUCCACAGGGGUACCCACCACCAGGAGUACCCUACCCGGCAUAUCCUACUCCACCUAUUGCAUACCCUCCGCAAUAUGGGUACCCUCCAUCCAGUGGCUAUCCUCAUUCCGGAUAUUCUCAUGGCUAUGGGAGCAGCCAUGGUGGUGGACACAUGGGACCAUGGCUAGCUGGAGGUGCAGGUCUCGCUGCCGGUGCAUAUGGAGCACACCAUCUCUCUCACGGGGGACAUGGAGGCUACGGUGGACAUAUGGGAUAUGGAGGCUACGGCGGCCACGGCCACGGACAUGGACACCACGGUUAUGGACAUUACCAUGGUGGGCACGGUUACGGCCACCACGGCCACCAUCAUCACCACCACGGGAAGCAUGGUCACGGCAAGUUCAAGAGGUGGAAGUGCUGAUUUGCAUGGUUGAUUGUACUCCAACUCUUAUAUUUGUAGCUGGGCUGCCAGCACUCUUACUCUAAAUGUAUCACCUUAUAUUAUCCUACGUCAACAACUUGGUGCUCUGGCUAUGCUUAAUUGUGCCCGCUCGACUUAUGCUAUGUUUGGAUAAAUAAGGAGUAGCAGAGUACACAUAAACCAAUCAGUUGCUGAAGAUUGAUCGAUCUGUGUUUAA